AUGAAGAGAGAACCCACUCACCAGAUCCAUUCAGUACCGCCACUCAAGGAACAGGAAGAUACUAUGCCAGCAACAAGCGAUUUCGUUAAAAAGCUUUACAAAAUGUUAGAAGACCACACCUUCUCCCAUGUCGUGUCAUGGGGCCCACAAGGCGAUUGCUUCGUUGUAAAGGACAUGAACGAAUUUACAAAAUCCAUCCUCCCACGCAUGUUCAAGCAUUCAAAUUUUGCUUCCUUCGUAAGACAACUCAACAAAUAUGAUUUUCAUAAAGUUAAAACAUCCGACGACGCCCAAUUUGGUGAACACAGUUGGACAUUUCGACACCCCGAUUUCCAUGCCGACCGACGUGACGCCCUCGAAAACAUAAAGCGCAAAGUUCCCGCAGCGCGUAAAUCCAUCCCUUCCUCCUCUAACGGGGGUCACAACGGCGGCAGAGGAGCAAGCUCCGGCAGCCCCGUCCCAGGCGAAACUAGUACCGCCGAACUAGCGGCUGCUCAGAAUGAUAAUCUAUUCGCUACAAAUGAGACUUUGAGGAAUCAAGUCGUGAGGGCUGAAGAGCGGAUUAGGGUGUUGGAGCGUCAGUACGGGGACGUACUUGUCGAGAUGGUCAAUUUUCAAAAGGGGAUGGCGCAGCAGGAUGGAUUGAUGCAGGGGUUGAUACAGUAUUUUUUAGGGGAGGGAGGUGAGUGUCUUUGA
Molecule: messenger RNA, 696 nt
Organism: Suillus subaureus
Lineage: Eukaryota; Fungi; Basidiomycota; Agaricomycetes; Boletales; Suillaceae
Product: winged helix DNA-binding domain-containing protein
Exons: 5
Coding region: 1-696 (231 amino acids)
Biological process (GO): regulation of DNA-templated transcription
Molecular function (GO): DNA-binding transcription factor activity; sequence-specific DNA binding
Source: RefSeq, a predicted model, not a curated record